Messenger RNA from Cheilinus undulatus (humphead wrasse), 4434 nucleotides. It is a transcript of the gene tert, whose product is annotated as telomerase reverse transcriptase. NCBI's taxonomy places the organism in Eukaryota, Metazoa, Chordata, Actinopteri, Labriformes, Labridae. The coding region runs from base 85 to 3390 and encodes 1101 amino acids. Gene Ontology annotation, biological process: telomere maintenance via telomerase. Gene Ontology annotation, molecular function: telomerase RNA binding; telomeric repeat DNA binding. Gene Ontology annotation, cellular component: telomerase catalytic core complex. The transcript has 16 exons. The record is from RefSeq and is a predicted model, not a curated record.
CAGCUCGACAAGCAUGCCGACUACCUCUUUAGUGUCCUUCAUAUCCGGUCCUGAGUCGUCCCAGAGCAGGUUUAUGUCUUCAGUAUGUCUGUAAAUGACAUGUCCCGUACCCUGGACAUCCUGCGGCUGUUGUACCCGCACACGCAGACGCUGGAGGAGUUUGUUACAGGCACCGUGUUCAGAGAAGGACAGAGAGUGGAGCUGAUCGAAGAGUCUGACAAACACCGCUUCAAGUCCUUCGUUCAGGGCAUUUUUGUGUGCUUUGACAGGGAACUACAGCAAGUACCAAGCUGCAACCAGAUUUGUACCCUACCUGAACUUUUGGCCUUCGUGCUGAACACCCUCAAAAGAAAAAAGAAAAGGAACGUCUUGGCACAUGGCUACAAUUUGCUGUCUCUCGCUCGGGAAGAACAAGACGCAGACCAAUUCAAAUUCCAAGGAGAUAUCACACAAAGCGCUGCGUACAUCCAUGGAAGUGACCUGUGGAGGAAAGUCUGCAUACGCCUUGGCACAGACAUCACGCGGUACCUGCUGGAGAGCUGUUCUGUGUUUGUAGCCGUCCCGCCGUCGUGUCUUUUCCAGGUGUGUGGCGGUCCUGUCUAUGAUAGAGUAACUAUGACGACUGCCUCCUCUGGGUUUUAUCUUCAGCCUCGGUCUAGGAAACGCAGCAGAGCUCAGUUUGGAAAGAGAAGAGGCGCAGUGGCUGUGAAGGAAAUUCAGAAUCCUACAAAUGGCAAAAAGGGAAGAAGAGAAACAGAAGGGGUGAGGAACAGGAAAAGAAAGAGAGAAGCUGAGCUAAACAAUGAGGACGAUACUAUGAAUGCUUCAGGAAAGAAAAGACGGAUAAGAUUCCCUCAUGAAGUCCAACAGGUUUGCUUUGAAACAGGGAAACAGCAAACAGUGUCACUGGAACUCACACUGUCUGUAAAGCCUUCAGAAAUUGGUGCAACCAGUGCCAAACAGCCUACUGAAAUGCAACCAGCCACACUUCCCCUGGAAGGAGGGCCCAGCUGGAGAUCAGGAACUUUCCCGCCUCUGCCUCCCUCGCAAUGUUUUAUCCGUGCUCUUGGGUUCCUGUAUGGGGGAAAGGGUAUGCGUGGCUUCCUUCUGAAUAGGAAGAAGAGGAGUGCUGGUGGAUCCAGAAGGCUACAGGGAAAAGAUUUAGUUAGAGUUGUGUUUUUUGAAGGAGUGGCUUAUUUAAGCGGCGUGGAGAGAAGGCCAAAGAAACUUCCCAGACGCUUUUUUAACAUGGUCCCCCUGUUCAUCCAGAUGUUGCGUCAGCACAGAAAAUGUCCCUACAGUAGAAUACUGCAGAGGAUGUGCCCGGUGGUGGAGGUCACAGAUGCGGGACAAGGGAAUUUAAGCUCCCUCUUACCUCAGCACUGUGCACCUCACCGGGUUUACCUGUUCGUGAGGGAGUGCCUCUCCGCUGUGAUCCCGCAGGAGCUGUGGGGCUCAGACCACAACCGACUUAUUUUCUGCAGCAGAGUCAGGGACUUCCUGCAAAGUGGGAAGUUUGAGAGGCUCUCAGUGUCUGAACUGAUGUGGAAGAUGAAGGUGAAUGACUGUGACUGGGUGAAGAUGAGUAAAAAAGGCAGGAUCCCGCCCAGCGAGCUCUCAUACCGUACACAAAUCCUGGGUCAGUUCCUGGCUUGGCUUCUGGAUGGCUAUGUUGUUGGCCUGGUUCGAGCCUGUUUCUACGCCACAGAGAGCGUAGGCCAGAAGAAUGCUGUCAGGUUUUACAGACAGGAAGUGUGGGCAAAACUGCAGGACUUGGCCUUCAGAGGUCAUCUCUCUAAGGGUCAGAUGGAGGAGCUGACUCCAGCUCAGGCGGCUACCCUCCCUAAAUCUACCGUCGUCUCCCGCCUCCGUUUCAUUCCUAAGACGGAUGGCAUGAGGCCUAUCACACGAGUCCUAGGAGCAGAUGGCAAAACCAGGAUUUACCAGGCUCGUGUCAGAGACUUGUUAGCCAUGCUGCGGGCCUGUGUGCGCUCCACUCCAUCCCUCCUUGGCUCCACAGUGUGGGGGAUGACGGAUGUUCACAAGGUGCUGUGCUCCAUAGCUCCAGCCCAGAAGGAGAAGCCACAGCCUCUCUAUUUUGUUAAGGUGGACGUGAGUGGAGCUUAUGAAAGUCUGCCUCAUGAUAAACUCAUAGAGGUGAUUGGCCAGGCUCUGUCCCCGGUCACAGAUGAACUCUUCACCAUCCGCAGAUACGCCAAGAUUUGGGCUGAUUCCUACGAGGGCCUGAAGAAGUCCUUCGUUAAACAAGCGGAUUUCCUGGAGGAUAACAUGGGGUCCACUAACAUGAAAGGCUUUGUGACGUCAUUGCAGAAAAGCGGCAGAGUUCAUCACUCCAUACUGGUGGAGCAGAACUUCAGCUCAGAUCUUCACGGCAGAGAUGCGAUGCAGUUUUUCACCCAAAUGCUGACUGGCAGCGUUGUUCAGUUUGGGAAGAAAACGUACCGCCAGUGCAGAGGGAUUCCUCAGGGCUCGGUCGUCUCCAGUCUGCUCUGCUGUCUUUGCUAUGGUCACAUGGAGAACAGCCUGUUUAAAGACAUCACUGGAAAGAAAGGAUGUUUAAUGAGACUGGUGGACGACUUCCUUCUGAUAACACCAGACUUACAGGAAGCUCAAGGUUUUCUCAGGGUCUUGCUGGCUGGGAUACCACAGUACGGUCUCGUGGUUAACCCACAGAAGGUGGUGGUCAAUUUUCAGGUGACUGGGAACUUGGGUUCUUGUCCUGACAUCCGAGUGCUGUCCCCUCGUUGCCUCUUCCCCUGGUGUGGUCUGCUGCUUGACACGCACUCGCUGGAUGUCUACAAAGAUUAUUCAAGCUAUGCAGGUCUGUCUUUGCGCUACAGCCUCACGUUGGGCUCUGUCCACUUAGCUGGACAGCAGAUGAGGAGGAAGCUGAUGGCCAUGCUCAGACUCAAGUUUCAUGCUUUGUUCUUGGACCUGAAGACCAAUUCUCUUCAGACAGUCUACAAGAACAUCUACGAGCUGGUGCUGCUUCAAGCAUGCAGGUUCCAUGUGUGCUCUCAGAGUCUGCCCUUUGGUCAGACAGUUGCUAAGAACCCAGGCUUCUUCCUUCAGAUGAUAUGGGACAUGGCCCAGUACGCAAAUCAUCUCAUCAGGAUCAGCAACAAAGGACUGAGUUUAGGCAGUAAGGCCCAAACCGGCAUUCUGCAGUAUGAAGCAGUGGAGUUGCUGUUCUGUCUCUCCUUCCUGUUGGUGCUGUCACCACACCGAACUCUCUACAAGAGUCUUCUCCCACACCUGCACAAACGGAAGCGCCAUCUGGAGCGACGUUUGGGGGAUCUGAGGCUGGCCAGGGUCAGACAGGCGAAUACUCCCAGUAUCCCGCUUGAUUUCUUUGCCAUGCAGGUGUAGAGCAGCGGCUUUGUCCUUGUCUGUCUUCAACUACAACAGCAAAACUCAGCUCAAAGGUGAGUUUAGCCCAGCUUUGCUAGAAUGUGUAUGUUGUUGUAUGAUGUUUUGAAAGUGAACCCUUGAUUUGAAACCAGGACAUGUUACAGAACAGUUUUCACCUUUUCUUCAGGUUUCAAGGAAGUGGAAAAGAACAGCGUGUUUAAAUCUUGUGGAUCUAUUUGACCUAACCUGUCAGUGUGCCAGUUUUUUUUUUUUUAAAUUAUACACUGACGGGAAAGCUGGCCUUAGUUAACUGAUAAAAAACAUCCAAGUGAUAAACCUGUGCCAUAAGCUCUCCCUAUAAAACAGCAGUCACCAGUUUAGUAAAGAUGGAUAAAUGAUAAUCAUCCUGUUACUGUGCCAGACACCCUCUCAUCCCACAGCUGUUUGACUAUCUGAACUUUGAUUUAUGCUGUUGUUUUCCACUAAAACACAUGACUGAAUCUGGAAAAUAGCCUUUAUGUAUCCUGAUAAGAUCAGUCUAUGAGCAGCAGGAAUCUCAGCAUCUAAGACAGAGAUGAUCUGUGACUCUGGAAAUGAGUGUGAGUGUUUCCAAUAAAAGUUUCUAUGAAUCAGAGACAGCUGUGUGUUUCAGUAUUGUGUUAUGUUGAAUCUUCAAUAAAUCUUCACCAAAUAAAUCUGCACUUCUACUGAGUGGUUCAGUACAGCAGGGGUUCUCAACCCUCUCAGGCUGUGGCCCCCCAAAAUAAAGGUGCCAGAGACCGGGACCCUCAGUGUACCUGAAGGUGGUUUGAACACAGCCAUGAACAUUCAAGAACAGUCCUGUGGAGACAAGGACGUCCAUGAGGGGGGAAAAGGAGAGAGCUUUCUAGGGCCCAGCCAAACUGGGGGAAUUAUAAAGUUACGCUGUGAUAUCUUCGGUUUUUUUAUGAACAAUAACGACUCUCAUCAAAGCAACAAAAACCUUUUUUUGAUCCGUUUUUGCUGUAGUAUAAAGACAUCUGAAAAAUGUGAAUCCCUUUUCUUAAACAGAAUAAAAAUGGG